This is a messenger RNA of Trichechus manatus latirostris (Florida manatee), 774 nucleotides long. RefSeq lists its product as uncharacterized. The record is from RefSeq and is a predicted model, not a curated record. NCBI's taxonomy places the organism in Eukaryota, Metazoa, Chordata, Mammalia, Sirenia, Trichechidae. Bases 1 to 774 code for a protein of 257 amino acids. The transcript has 3 exons.
AUGUUGCUGCCACUGCUGGGAGCCUGUGCCCUGGUGGGACCAUUCCAGGGGCCGGAGUGGGAGCCAGUGCGGGGCCUACUGUCCCAAUACGGCAGCUGCAGGGACCCUCGGUGCUGCGGCAAUCUGCUCGUGCUCUGCCUCUUUCUGAUCUGGCAGAUUCGGCACUAUUGGCACCAGGUCAACAAGACCCGCCCCAGCCCAAGGAAGGUCAUCAAGGUGCCACCGCAGGAGAGGGCAGUGCCCUCCGUGAGAUAUGCCACUGUUUUGGGGCCAGCCCCUGAAUUCUUCAUCAGUCCCGGCAAGCUCAGGGGCCUGGAUGUUCAUGUGCAACCAUGGACACGAGAGCAAAGAUGGGGAUACCGGAGGAGCCUCCAGAAAUCAUGGGCCCAAUGCCUGCUCUCCUGGCAGCGCCGGUGUCAGGGCCCACCAUGGGGUGCCCAUGCCCCCUUGGAACCCAUCUUUUGCACCACUUCUGCUUCAAGCACCUGCCUGCUCCCUCAGGACAGUUCCUGGGAAGUGUGGCAGGUACCCUGGUGUCUCGGUGAUGGCCACGCUCAUCUGAUUUGCAAGCCACUGCCCUUUGCCCUGGAGAUGUGUCAAAGGAUGGAGCAGUUACUGGUCCACUCCCCGGAAGAGUUCAUGCCUCUGGAACCUGUCGUCAGCAUGAGGUCCCACCCCACCUCCAUGUCUUCAGCCACAUCUCUCCCAAACCUCCCUUCAGCUCAGAAGCUGCAGUUCUGCCCCCAGAGAAGCCCCGGAGGGUUCGGCCCCUAG